CCCGCCCUGCUCUUGCGCGACCCGACCCGCCGCGCUGACGUCACGACGCCAUUCCCCGGACCAAGAUGGCGGCGCUUGGGCUACGGGCGCCCCUCCUGCUUCGCCCACGCGCCCCAUAGCCAGUCGGGGGAGAGAAAGAGAGAGGGCGGAGGAGCAAGGAAGGUGUCAAGGGGCCAUUGCCUCACAAAGGACAUUCACACCCCCAAGGGCUGACGGCCGCCUCUCCUACCUUGGGUUGAUCGCUUUCCUCGUCGGGCAGCAGGUCAUGGACGGCUCCUUCGUGCAGCACAGCGUGCGUGUCCUGCAGGAACUCAACAAGCAACGGGCGCGGGGGCAGUACUGCGACGCCACCCUGGCCGUGGGCAGCCUGGUGUUCAAGGCGCACUGGAGCGUGCUGGCAUGCUGCAGCUCCUUCUUCCAGAGCAUGUAUGACGAAGCGUCCAGCAAAAUUAUCCUCCCCGAGACCUUUGUGGAAAUCUUUGGCCUUCUUCUCGAUUUCUUCUAUACGGGGCACUUGGCGGUUACGCCUGAGAACUGGGAGAAGCUUCUUGAGGCGGCCAAGGAGCUCUCCGUCCCUGAAGCGGUCCGGUUGUGCCAGGAGUUCAAGCCAUGGGGCGGCUUGGAAAGGGGUGACCAAAAUGGCCAGCCUUCACCAGAGGACUCUGGGGUUUGCGCCAAGGCAGCAAAGGAUGCUGAGGGGGAGUCAGCCUCCCUUGAUGCUGCGGGCGAAAAGGACUCCGUGGAGGAAACUGGCCCCAGCCCCUGCGUCCAGGGGAGCCAAGUGGCCCAGGGACAAAGAGGGAGCCCUUGCCUCCUUCCGGCAAGGUUGAAAAGGGCUCCCCAAACGAACACACUGAGCAGUGCAGGUGAAGUAAAGAGCCCCCCGGAAUGUAAAAGUCCAAUGAAAAGAGGAGCCAGCGAGGAGGCGGGCGCCAGUAAUGAGCAGGAAACACAGGAGGCUCUGGGGUUAAGUGAGGCCCCUGCAGAAGAAGACAGGGGAGGAAAGGGGAAGAAGGAAAUAGAUGAGGACUACCUCCCUAAGAAGAAGAGCCUGCGGGCCAAGAGGAAGCCUCGUCUGGCCAGGAAGCCCACCAACUCCAAGGUCAUGGUGGGGAAUGGCAGCCUGUUGGAGGCUGGGGUGCUUGGCAGCCGGAGAGGCACAACCGAGCCAGUGGAAUGCCCCACCUGCCAUAAGUCGUUUCUCAGCAAAUACUAUCUCAAAGUCCACAACAGGAAGCACACAGGAGAGAAGCCUUUCGAGUGCUCCAAGUGUGGGAAAUGCUACUUUCGAAAGGAAAACCUUCUGGAGCAUGAAGCUCGAAACUGCAUGAAUCGUUCAGAGCAGGUUUUCACCUGCUCCAUCUGUCAAGAGGCGUUUAAAAGGCGGAUGGAGCUGCGGCUGCACAUGGUGACCCAUACGGGCGAGAUGCCAUAUAAGUGCUCUUCCUGUGUCCAGCAGUUCAUGCAAAAGAAGGAUCUCCAGAGCCACCUGAUCAAGCUGCAUGGAGCCCCAAAGCCUCAUGCGUGCUCUGCAUGCUCCAAGUGCUUCCUGUCUCGAACCGAAUUGCACCUCCACGAGGCAUUCAAGCACCGUGGGGAGAAGCUGUUUGUUUGCGAAGAAUGUGGUCACCGGGCCUCGAGUCGCAAUGGACUGCAGAUGCACAUCAAAGCUAAACACAGGAAUGAGCGCCCCUAUGUGUGUGAGUUCUGCCAGCAUGCCUUCACCCAGAAGGCAAACCUCAACAUGCACCUUCGGACCCACACUGGAGAGAAGCCCUUCCAGUGUCAUCUCUGUGGCAAAACCUUCCGCACCCAAGCCAGCCUGGACAAGCACAACCGGACCCACACUGGCGAGCGCCCAUUUAGCUGCGAGUUCUGUGAGCAAAGAUUCACAGAGAGAGGCCCUCUGCUGAGGCACAUUGCCAGCCGGCAUCAGGAAGGGAGGCCUCACUUCUGCCAGAUCUGCGGGAAAACCUUCAAAGCGGUGGAGCAGCUGCGUGUCCAUGUUCGAAGGCACAAAGGGGUGAGGAAGUUUGAAUGCACGGAAUGCGGCUACAAAUUCACACGACAGGCCCACUUGAGGCGCCACAUGGAGAUCCAUGACCGGGUGGAGAACUACAACCCCCGCCAGAGGAAGCUGCGCAAUCUCAUCAUCGCAGAUGAGAAGGCGGUAGUGGUGGCCCUGCAGCCUCCCCAUGCGCUGGAGGAAGUGGGCUCUGCAGAAGUUAUUGUGGAGUCACUGGCCUCUGGGUCCCUGAGUGAGGAGCUCCCUGAACAGAGACUCUGCGCCAAUGAGAAUUUUGGCUCCCCGGACGUAGUUGAACAGUCGCUUAUUAUUACCAUCCCAGAUGACUGUGAAACGUAGCAGCUUCUUCCUGUAAAUUCCUUUUCCUAAUAAAGCUGGGUGGCUUGCACCUUUC
This is a messenger RNA of Pogona vitticeps (central bearded dragon), 2420 nucleotides long. RefSeq names its product zinc finger and BTB domain containing 48 (gene ZBTB48). Lineage: Eukaryota; Metazoa; Chordata; Lepidosauria; Squamata; Agamidae. Gene Ontology annotation, cellular component: nucleus. The record is from RefSeq and is a predicted model, not a curated record. Gene Ontology annotation, molecular function: protein binding. Gene Ontology annotation, biological process: regulation of gene expression.